AGCUGAGCGGGGAGUGCGUGCUAGUGACGGAGUGGGUGGAGGGUGAGAAGCUGAGUGACAGCGCCUCCCCCGACGUGCGCGCGCUGUGCUCCACCCUGCUCAGCGCCUACCUGGUGCAGCUGCUGGGCACGGGUCUGCUGCACGCGGACCCGCACCCGGGCAACCUGAUGCGCACGCGGGAUGGGAAGAUCUGUGUGUUGGACUUUGGGUUGAUGACUGAGGUGACACCGGAGCAGCGGCUGGGGUUGCUGGAGUUCAUCGCACACCUCACCACACAGGACUGGCCCCGGCUGGCCUGCGAUCUGCAGACGCUGGGCUUCAUCCCCCCGCAUGUGGACCCGCGGCAGGCGGAGCUGGUGGAGCCGCUGGGGCGGGUGAUGGGGCAGCUGAGCGGGGGCGGGGGGGCCACGCGGGUCAACAUUGACAAGGUGAUGGGAGACCUGCAGACCCUGGGCAAGCAUUAUCCUAUACAGGUUCCCCCCUUCUUCGCGCUCAUCCUGAGGGCGUUCAGCGUCAUUGAGGGUAUCGCCCUCCGAGUGGACCCCGCCUACUCCAUCGUGGCUGACUGCCUGCCCUACCUGGCCACCCGCCUGCUGGAGGACGACUCGCCGCGCGUGCGGGCGCUGCUGAGGGACAUCCUGUACGGCAGCAGCAGCAGCAGUGGUAGCAGCAGCAGCGGCAGCGCUAGCAGUAGUUAUAAUGGCGGCAGCAGCGCCGCUAGCAGUAGUGGCAGUAGUACAGGUUCAAGUGAGGCUGCUGCUGCUGGUGGUGGUGGCAGUGGUGGCAGUGGUGGUGUAGUUCGGCGGCAGCGGAUGGAUGUGGCUAGGUUGAUCCGGUUGGCGGAGGGCUUGGCGGCCUUCAGCACCGAUGGACUCAGCAGGAGCGGCAGCGGCAGCAGCAAUAGCAGUGAGGGAUUAACAGCAGGGGGAGCACUAGUAGCAACAACACCAGUAGUGGUAGCAUCAGCGGGGCUGCCAGCGGGAGGGGAAGCGCGGGGCCUGGCCAGGGCGUUACCAGCGGCGGGUGGCGACGGGGAUGAGGUGGCGGAGGUUGCAUCAGGGCGGAGAGCAGCAGCCACCUCCUCCUCCUCCUUCCCUCCUCCUGUCGCCUCCUCCUCCUCCGCCCCUGUGUUGAGUCCCGCGGUGGUGGCGGCGCUGCGGGCGGUGGUGCGGCCCGGCUCCUACCUCAGCGAGCUGCUGGCGGAGGAGGUGGUUGCCGCGGUGGAUGCGCUGUCCCGUG
This is a messenger RNA of Astrephomene gubernaculifera, 1239 nucleotides long. The record is from the annotation of a GenBank genome assembly. NCBI's taxonomy places the organism in Eukaryota, Viridiplantae, Chlorophyta, Chlorophyceae, Chlamydomonadales, Astrephomenaceae.